Closterium sp. Yama58-4 is the source of this 1644-nucleotide messenger RNA. NCBI's taxonomy places the organism in Eukaryota, Viridiplantae, Streptophyta, Zygnematophyceae, Desmidiales, Closteriaceae. The record is from the annotation of a GenBank genome assembly.
AUGUCCACUGAGGGGCGUGGUAAACCACGCUCCCCAGUGAAGCGCAAGUCUCGCGUGCUUAGCAGUUUGACCCGCGAUGACAUUGUGAGGCUCUUUGACUUCCCAAUCGAGACAGCCGCCAGAUUAGUUGGGGUUGGAGAAACUGCAUUGAAACGAAGAUGUAGGGAACUCGGCAUCGUAAGGUGGAAGCACCGGACUCUGAUGGGCUUUAGAAACAUUGCGAGCUCACUGCAGAUCCCGUCCGAGGAGUUGACGCGGUGUUUUGAAGAAGACCCUAACUUAGAGCUGGGAGCUAAUCUUUGUAAAGUUCGACAAAAGGUCUACAAGGAACGACACCAGUCCAAGAUCUGUGCAACACCUCUCCUUCCCCUUAUUUCUUCCUCUGCUUCCCCUCGUUCCCCCCUCUCCUUCCCCUUAUUUCCAACUCUACUCCCCCCUCGUUCCCCCCUCUCCUUCCCCUUGUUUCCCCCUCUGCUCCCCCUCGUUCCCCCUCUCCUUCCCCUUGUUUCCCCCUCUGCUUCCCCUCGUUCCCCCCUCUCCUUCCCCUUGUUUCCCCCUCUGCUCCCCCUCGUUCCCCCCUCUCCUUCCCCUUGUUUCCCCCUCUGCUCCCCCUCGUUCCCCCCUUUCCUUCCCCUUAUUUCCCCCUCUGCUCCCCCUCGUUCCCCCCUCUCCUUCCCCUUGUUUCCCCCUCUGCUCCCCCUCGUUCCCCCCUUUCCUUCCCCUUAUUUCCCCCUCUGCUCCCCCUCGUUCCGCCCUCUCCUUCCCUUAUUUCCCCCUCUGCUCCCCCUCGUUCCCACCUCUCCUUCCCCUUGUUUCCCCCUCUGCUUCCCCUCGUUUCCCCCUCUCCUUCCCCUUCUUUCCCCCUCUGCUCCCCCUCGUUCCCCCCUCUCCUUCCCCUUGUUUCCCCCUCUGCUCCCCCUCGUUCCCCCUCUCCUUCCCCUUGUUUCCCCCUCUGCUCCCCCUCGUUCCCCCCUUUCCUUCCCCUUGUUUCCCCCUCUGCUUCCCCUCGUUUCCCCCUCUCCUUCCCCUUCUUUCCCCCUCUGCUCCCCCUCGUUCCCCCCUCUCCUUCCCCUUAUUUCCCCCUCUGCUCCCCCUCGUUACCCCCUCUGCUUCCCCUUAUUUCCCCCUCUUCUUCCCCUCCUUUCCCCUUAUGCUUCACCUCCUUCCCCCCCCUGCAUGCCCUCCUUUCUCCACCUGCUUCCCCUCCUUGCCCCCCAUGCUUCUCUUCGCUUCCCCCCACAUCCCCUGUUUUCCCCUGCUUUCCCCCCCUUGCUUGCUCUCCUUCACCCCCAUGCUUCACCUCCUUACCGCCCCUCCUUCACCUCCUUUCCCUCCCUGCUUCCCCCCUUUUCCCCCACGGCUUCCCUUCCUUUCCCCCCCUGCCUCCUCUCCUUUCCCCCCAUGCUUAUCCUCCCUUCCCCACCUGCUUCCCCUAUUUCUCACCCUCCUUUCGCUCAUUUUCCCCCUCUGCUUGCCGCAAUGCCUCUCCACCCCCUUACAAUUCAAUCAGCUCCUUCGAGUUUGCUUAUUCUCUGUCCUCCCUUUUUACCCUGCUUAUGCUCCCUCCUCCCUUUGCUUACCCUCUCUCUUCCCCUCUACCCUCACCACCAGUACCGUGUUUACCGCCUUCCCUUUCCAUACUGA